UUUCCGUGACUGUAUUUUCCACUGACCGAGCCUGUGAUGUCACAGAGUCAAGUGUGCUCCCACUGGACCGGGCCGUUACAGGAAGUAGUUGAGGACAAAAAGGCAUCUGCUUUGUGGGAGGAAACAAAAGGAGGGAGAGAUAGAGCAGAGAGCAAGAGUGCAAUUGAUGACAACGAGGCUGUGAGACUCGUCACGCUUUGUGAGUUCAGCAUCAGCACGGUGGACAUGAGUGUGGUUUUUAAGUGCCAAAAUAACACCCUUGGUCCUGUGGGUGAAAUGUCAGCAAAGACUGAGCACAGCAAGACGCAGCUUCAGCGCACCAAGUGCUGUGAGUGCAGCAGCUCGCUGGCCCACUGGUACUAUGAAAAAGAUGGACAGCUCUUCUGCAAAAAGGACUACUGGGCCAAGUUUGGGGAGCUCUGCCAUGGCUGCAACGACCUUAUCACCACUGGCCUCAUUAUGGUUGCAGGGGAACAAAAGUAUCAUCCAGAGUGCUUCACCUGUCUGAAUUGUAGGACGUUUAUCGGUGAUGGGGACACAUAUGCUCUGGUGGAGAGAUCCAAACUCUACUGUGGUCACUGCUACUACCAGACCGUGGUCACCCCCGUUUCAUUGCCUGACUCACCAUGCUCGCACAUCCCUCACACCGUCACGCUGGUGUCAAUCCCCGCCUCCGAAGAGGGUACCGGACACCGGGGAAGGGGCUUCUCUGUGGCUAUCGACCAGCCGCUCAGCCCGACCGACAAUUACAGUCCAGAACAUGGCCGCACCGUCAGGGUCUCUCAGGUGGAUGCUGACUGCAUCAGUCCAGAUGUGAAAAAUUCCAUCCAUGUCGGCGACAGGAUCCUAGAAAUCAAUGGGACGCCAAUUCACAACGUUCCUCUGGAUGAGAUUGACCUGCUGAUCCAGGAGACGAGUCGGCGGCUCCAGCUCACCAUUGAACACGACCCUCACAGUCGGGGCCAGGAGGGAGGCUCCUCUUCAGAGACUGGGGAGCAGGUGGAUGGCCCCCUGUCCACUCCACUAUCUGGGGUGCCCAGCCCCAUCCUGCCCAUCACCCAACCUCCCCUCCCUGACAUCAGCAACCUGAAAUCCCGCAUAGUCACGCGGAGCUACAGCAUAGACAAGUCCCCAGGCUCCAGCAAAGCAGCUUCCCCCAUCUCACCAAGGAAGGACAUCAAUCGCUCCGAGUCUCUUCGAGUCGUCUCCAACCGGACACACCGAAUCUUUCGCCCAUCUGACCUAAUCCACGGAGAAGUGCUCGGGAAGGGAUGCUUUGGACAGGCCAUCAAGGUGACCCACAGGGAGACGGGGGAGGUGAUGGUGAUGAAAGAACUAAUCCGCUUUGAUGACGAGACACAAAGAACGUUCCUAAAAGAGGUGAAGGUCAUGCGAUGCUUGGAUCAUCCCAACGUGCUCAAGUUCAUUGGAGUGCUCUACAAAGACAAGCGCCUCAACUUCAUAGCAGAGUACAUAAAGGGAGGCACCUUGAGGGACAUCAUCAAGAAAAUGGAUAGCAACUACCCUUGGAACCAGCGGGUCAGUUUUGCCAAGGACAUAGCUGCUGGGAUGUCAUAUCUUCAUUCCAUGAACAUCAUCCACCGAGAUCUUAACUCUCACAACUGCCUUGUCCGGGAGAACAAUACCGUGGUGGUGGCAGACUUUGGGCUUGCUCGCCUCAUGGUGGACGACAAACAUGAGGAGAAGUUUUCACAGGGUAAACUGUCAGGUUUGAAGAGGCCUGACCGCAGGAAGAGGUACACAGUGGUGGGGAACCCCUACUGGAUGGCUCCUGAAAUGAUACAUGGAAAGAGUUAUGAUGAGAGGGUGGACAUCUUCUCAUUUGGCAUAAUGCUCUGUGAGAUCAUUGGCAGGGUCAAUGCUGAUCCAGACUACCUCCCCAGGGCGGUGGACUUUGGGCUGAACGUGUCGGGCUUCCUGGAGCAUUACUGUCCCCCUGAUUGUCCUCGCGCCUUCUUCCCCAUUGCUGCUGUGUGCUGCGACCUUGACGCUGACAAACGCCCGCCAUUCUCCAAACUGGAGGAGUGGUUGGAGAACCUGAAGAUGCACUUGGACAUUGGCCUGCCGCUUGUGUCUGAAGUGGAGCAGCUGCACAAGACCUUCUGGGAGAACAACAGCGUCACACGGUCCGAGAACGGCCUGCACGUCCACCCUGAGCAGCCAGAAUAAGGCCGGAUUACAGAGGAGGGCCUCUCUCUGUUGGUGAAGGAAUCAUCGUGUAUUAUUGGAAACACACCUCCAUGCCCCACGAUGACGCAGUGGAUGCAGCCUGGCUCAGGCCCGGCUGGUAGACUCAGGGGGACAAACGUGUGUCAGGAGAGCCGCUAAAAAGAAACUUUGACGACAAUAGCUUGACUCGGCUGCACCUGAUGCUUAAACUAGAGCAUGCCGUAUGCAAUCAGAUCCUUCUUUCAAAUAAUGUAGAUUUCCAUUGGCAUAAAUUGUCUAGCAUAAAUUAGGUCUUCAAGCUUGGGCAGAAACAAGUGUCACAUAAUGCAAAUAGACACCCAUCUCUACAGCUUACUAGAGAGUGCAUGUGCGUACAGUACUGUACUUCAGGUCAAGUCCUGCUUUGUGAUGUUUCAAAAUUGAUCCGACUGCACAAGCAGACUGGAGUGCCUCCUUUGUGAUUGUGUAGCAAGUGAGUCCAUCAUGACACACCUUAGGCUGAAAUGUCUGCUUCAUCGUGAUGUGGCAUCCUCGAUAGUCCAACGUGCACUAGUUUGUACAUAGCUGGCAACAUUGUAAAUGUGUUAAAUAUUGUAAAAUGUAAAGACAUAUUUUAUAUACAUAUUGCAGCAUUGCCAUAUUUUUCUAUGGCUGACCUAUCGAAAAUAAUGGAGAUUGAAAGAUUUGACUGCAGUUUAUGAGGGGUCAGCAUUUGAUCGACGAAUCUUAACAUCUCCUGCAUUUAAUCUCAUUCUGUCAUCUGGUUGAUGGUCGUUUUACAGUUUUCAUUAAUUGUAGCGUUUGGAAUAAGAUAGACAUCUCCUUCAAAUUCUAAUAUAAGCGAUAUAUAUACACCGUAUAUCUUUUUAUUGUUCUCCUUAAUGGUACCAAAUACUGUCUUAUAGUGACUGCCCACCUACUGUAAUGUCACCCCCUGUUUGUUUACAUGGAUACAUUCUAGCUGUAAAUACCACUUUAUAUGUCUUACGUGCAUUGCGAUGAUAAGUGCAAUGGCACCGCUUCGGAAAUAAUUGCUUCCACUUCCACAAAUGUCUCUCCAGUAUAUGGCACCUUUCAAAAUCUGUUGGCUGUAUACUAAACGUAUUUUAUUUUUGGCUUAUGUUCUCACAGGUUGCAUGGUACAGUAGCUACAGUACGGUAUGUUCGCCUUCUAAAAGCCUGAGUAUUGUGAUGUUAAAUAAGACCUUUUUUUAACAAGACAGGUGAAAUGUUGUGAAGAUUUAAAAAAAAAAAAAAAAAAAAAAAACAGCAUCUGUUUUAUAUAUACAGCAUAUAGAACCACUGAAAUCUUUUGUAUGGAUUUUUGUUUGCACUAUAUUAACCAAAUGGCUGGUUUAAGCCAUGAUUUGUUUUAUUUCCUCUCUUGGGCUACUUGUGAUUAAGGAAAUAAUGUGGGUUCAGGUUGAUAUAAUGAUGCAAGACACUGGUCAAGCCUGUUCUGGAAAAUUCCUCUUUGCAUCAAACUGGACUUGAUUUGUGACGAUAUUUGUUGCUCAACAACAUCAUACAACUGUGAUGACAAUUACUGUAUUUUAUGCAAGCGUGUCCAGUUUCAAUGCUCCCGAGGAUCAACUUUUCUGGUCUUCGCUUCUCUGAAGAUGUGAUGUCCCAGCUCUGCUUGCUGCCUUGCUCAAUGGUCCUUUGUCAACCAUGUAGUGUGUAGUGUCUGGUGGCUUGGCUGCAACCAUUAACCUGGACUGUCUCACCUCUUUAUCACUCUUCUGGCUCAGGGCCAUCAUUUCUUGGUGUUCCUUCACCCUUAAAUCAAUUCAGAAUCCACUAGUAACAGUAAAACGUAAAGCGCAUGUGAUCACUAUUAAUGCUUGAUAUACAAAAGUAGGCUUCUGUAACGAAAACCACUCCUGGGUGAUGUGUUCUUUGUGUUCUCUUAAUUACUCUUAGAGCCAUGUGAGCAUGUUGGAUGUCUCCGUGAGGACGUUGUGAUGAUCAAUUAGAAUGUUGCCGCAGCACUUCUUUGCAAAGGAUCAAUACCUCUGAUCAAUGCUGUGCCUUUGUUGUAAGCUAGCCUUGCCAACGACUUGAAUCGUGACCUGAUUUCCUGAUGGGUUUUUUUUUUUAUAUAAUGUAUCUUAAGUGGAUUUCAGUGGACUGAAUAUCAUUGCUGAUACUGUUUGUAUGAGUUUUUCUUCUAUUCAUGUAUCAUAUUUAUAUUUUCCUGAGCUUCACUCUGUUUUGAUAUUUUAUUAAUAUUAUAGUUUUUCUUUUGUUCUCUUUAUUUAAUUUGUACACAAGCUGUGAAAGCAAUUCUGCACUUUAACCUUGAACGUGAACAUUCUGACUCUUGAGGAGAUGAGUGUUUUAUUUUGUUUUUUCUUUUUGUCACGGCUGAAAAUAAAAUUGUUGCUCCUUAAAGAAACCGGUUUUCGUGUUUAUACAGUAUAUAAUAAAGAAG
Dunckerocampus dactyliophorus (ringed pipefish) is the source of this 4624-nucleotide messenger RNA. It is a transcript of the gene limk1a, whose product is annotated as LIM domain kinase 1a. Gene Ontology annotation, cellular component: neuron projection; cytoplasm; nucleus. Gene Ontology annotation, molecular function: protein serine/threonine kinase activity; ATP binding; protein binding. Lineage: Eukaryota; Metazoa; Chordata; Actinopteri; Syngnathiformes; Syngnathidae. Bases 37 to 2190 code for a protein of 717 amino acids. Gene Ontology annotation, biological process: positive regulation of stress fiber assembly; actin cytoskeleton organization; protein phosphorylation. The transcript is spliced from 15 exons. The record is from RefSeq and is a predicted model, not a curated record.